AGACUAGCCCUGCAUUUUAGAGCUGACAACUUGUUUGUACAUCUGCUAAUAAUAAAAAGCGUUGGAGGCUGAUUACAUACCUUGGCUGCCUCCCUUUUUAUGGAUUCACAAACUGUGAAGUAAUGGAGGUUAAUAAACACACUAUCCUGUUUGGGUGAGAAUUGAGCUCCCUUUUUGUAAUGCAAAGUUCUUAAUCGUUACAGGAGACAAUCUUUUUUACAUUUGACUUGUAAAGGGCUACUACCUCUCCCCACAAAAUGUCCCAACAAUAGAUCAUACUCCCCUUGAGGGUCCCAGUAACUCCCUCCCCUGCCCUGAUUCUGCAUUCACCUAUGGGGCAGAUAUACUGGCAGCAGUUAAGAUAGAGGCAUGUGUCAGACAGACAGUCUCCAACUCCCAAACCAGUGAAUGACUGUGAAGUCUACACAAUUCUCUCCGUAACUAGUCCUCUCCAGUGCUGGGUUGUGCCUGGUAUUGCUUGUGGCAAGACUGCUGUGCUUGCCCUGGAACUGGGCAAGUGAGAGACAGAACUUAAGUGAUGCCUAAUGAUGGGAAAGAGAUGGACAUCCUGAAUGUCAUAGACCAGCUAUCCAGGAACUACACCUUCAGAGAACAGGGGGUUGGCAAUGAAUCACUGUCUGACUUCUGGUCCAACACAGGCAAGACUCAGCUCUUGGGUGUUUUGCUGGCAAUCACUGGAAAUUUUCUGAUUAGUAUCUCUUUGAAUAUCCAGAAAUAUGCUCAUCUCCGACUGGCAUGCCAAGCAAAUCAAAAGCCCUAUUACACAAGCAAGCUGUGGUGGUGUGGAAUUAUCCUCAUGGGGCUUGGAGAGCUGGGGAACGCUGCAGCUUAUGGAUUUGCUCCAGCCACCCUUAUAGCUCCAUUAGGAUGUGUAUCCGUCAUAGGUAGCGCGUUUAUAUCUGUCUUAUUCCUAAAAGAAACCAUGAGGGCUGCUGAUAUGUUAGGUGGAACCCUGACAAUUGCAGGAACAUAUUUGUUGGUGACAUUCGCUCCAAAUGUAACCCAGGAGCUCACGGCAACUAAAAUACAGAAUUAUUUAAUUAGCUGGCAGUUUCUGAUCUAUGUGAUCUUAGAAAUAAUAAUAUUCUGCAUUCUUCUGUAUUUCUACAAAAGAAAGGAUGUGACGCACAUUGUGGUUUUGUUAAUGAUGGUAGCACUACUAGCAUCAUUGACUAUCAUUUCAGUAAAGGCUGUGGCAGGCAUGAUAACAUUCUCUGCAAAGGGCAAAAUGCAGCUAACAUACCCCAUUUUCUAUAUCAUGUUCAUUAUUAUGGUGACAUCUUGUGUUUUCCAAGUCAAGUUCUUAAACCAAGCUAUGCAGCUCUACAAUGCAACAGUCGUUGUGCCAAUUAACUUUGUGUUCUUCACCACCAGCGCCAUCAUUGCAGGGGUCGUAUUUUAUCAGGAAUUCCAAGGUGCAGCUUUGCUGAGUGUGUUCAUGUUUCUAUUUGGGUGUCUUCUGUCAUUUCUUGGCGUGUUUGUAAUCACACAAAAUCGAGAAGAGGAGCAUUUGCAAGUUCCUUAUAUUGAUUGUGGACACAUUCCUGGAAAAAACAAGAUUGACAAAAUACAGCCAGAUUCAAACAGCUUAUCCUACGGCACUUUGCAUGAUGAAGAUGACUGGACGAGCGCUCAGAGCUAAGAGCAGCUUCAAUUCCAGUUAACAAGAGGAACUCUCUAUUCAUUGACAUCAUAUUCAUCACCCCAUGUUGAUUGCAUAUGUUCAGUGUGUGUGUCAUGUUAUUUUAUGUUGAGAACCCUUUGUGUUAUUUAAGUAUCCUUAAGUAUCCCCUUCCUAUCACAAAUGUGUUACAAUGAGCAAGGAGGGCUAUAAAGCUAGUAACCAUUAAAUAGAGCUGGACAUUUUCCUGGUAAAAUACCUCUUAUUGGUGGUGUAGGGUCAGGUUUUUAAAGGUAUUUAGAUGCCUAAAGAUGCAACUAGCCACAUAGUGGGAUUUUCAAAAGCACCCACUUCACCUGCCUGCAUUUAUAGGUGCUUAAUUCCUUUAAAAAUCGGUCAUCAAAAUAUAGUGUGUUUCUAUGUAAACAUCCGUUGGGAGAAAUCCUGCUUGCCUUAUUCAUAUAGCUAGUCCCGUUACCUUCAAAGGAACUACACAUGUGAGUAAGGUGAGUGGGAUUUGUUCCAAUACAUAUAUAUGGAUCCAUACACAUGGUAUGUAAUUUAUGUUGAGAUACGGUAAAAGGCUUGGUAUUAUAAAUUCCUCCAAAGGAGUCCUCUGGGAGGGGAGCUUGUCUCUGUCCUGCUGGAUUGGAGCAGCAAGCAGCUAUUUCAAUGCAAUCCGUUCUGAGCCUUACCCCCUGUGUCUUCAUUAGAAAAUAUAUGUUUUUGGUGGGGAUUUUGAAGAGGUUACACACUAUUCCAAUAGAGAAAUGGGAAGCCAACCUUCCACUGCUGUUGUAUUUUGAAUAGGCUCGACUGGGGAAAAAGUGAGUUCAAUAUUUGGGGCCCAGUCCACGAAAAUGUUGUGUGGGUAAAAGAAUCAGGAUCACGAAGGAUAAGCCACUGGGCUAAAAUAUAUCUUUUUCCUUCCUACAAAGACUUCCCUGCAUUAAGCUAGAGAGCUAGUACUGGCAGCAGCUGUGGUCAUGCAGACUGAGUUUGGGGCUUUGAGUCAGAAAGUUGUAAUCCUACUGUAGCUGCUGACUCACAGGAGAAAAUUACUUAUGGCCACAGGGAGCUACACAGUCUCCGUUUCUGCUUCUGUCUGAUAAUACUGAUCUACCUCAUGGGCAUGUUGUGAGGAUUAGAUGAGUGCUUUGGGGGGAAAGAAGAAGCACUUUAUAAGUGUUCAGGGUUACUAUUGCAACCUUGUACAAAAACCUUUUGCUCUUUUUAAAGUGCAUGUCAUAUAUCAUAUGCAGCUAGCUUCAAUGGGGUCUGCUGAAUGAUGCCUUUAAAUACAAUAUUUUUCUAAUCAUGCUCCAAUACGUCUGUUAGUCUAUAAGGUGCCACAGGACUCUUUGCUGCUUUUACAGAUCCAGUCUAACACGGCUACUGCCUAUCUAUAUCCCUCAGAUGUCCAACAAGUCUUCCAGCAAAAACAGGAAAGACUAGACUACAUUACUGAUCAAUCUAUGGUAGAAAUGCAGAUUUUUUAACACACCCUGAAGAAUCAAAAGGGCACUAACUAACUUUUACCUGACAAGUGAAAAUGUGUGCUAAAGAUGGAAAUAAGAUGUCUAUAACUUUUAUUGCUAUUAUUUCCUAGAAAUAUUAUUUUUUUAAGUAUGGGCAGCAGAUACCUCUCUGAAAUUUGUUUCCACAAUUUGGGAGGGGUGAAGGAGGAAAUUCUCCCAGGAUUUUCUAGUGACAGUUGGAAAUUGGAUGCAAAAUCUCUGGGUAAAUCCAUUAUUUAUUUUAAAAGUACUGUAAUUCCGUGUGACACGUCACCUCCUUCUGACAGUUUAAUAAAAAAUAAAAUGCUGUUUUGUAGAUGGGGAGGGGUAACUUUCAGUGUAAAAUUAAGUGUAAUUGAAAUUGAUAUAUUGAUUAAAAGUUCUAGGAGCCACUGAUAUUUAAUUACACAAUUAACAAUGGUUAUCAGACCUGAUAUAGAGACUUAGGCACACUUCAAUUAAUCUACAUAAAUUCAGUUACACUAUUGUAAUAUAUAGUAAUGGGCAUUCAUUAUUACUGCCCCCCAGAAAUAAACUCGUCAGUUUCACUUUGUUUAGAAUCGGCUUCUAGUCCAUUUCAGAUUGCACUGGUUAUGUUUAGGUUGCAAACACUGUAGGGGAGUGUUUGUUAAAACAUAAACCUUUUCAUUGGACUCUAAAGAAUAACAUAGAAAUGUUUUUCAUUGUAUUAAAUUUUGUAAGAACUUUUUCUUCCUCCAAGAUCAGAAUUUUGGGCCAAAUGUGAUCUUUGAAACCUGUUCUGCAAGUUGAAUCUGCCUAGAGCCUGAAUAGGUACAAUAUAAAAUCUACAGAAAUAAAUUGAAGGGUGGCCCAAAGUCAGGCUCUCUGAAUGGUUUCUGCAGCAUCUAGUUUGUAAGUCUGACAAACCAGGGCCAGCUGGAUUGAUUCAAUCCUUGUUAUGCUGCUGAUAGAUACUGGGAGAGGAGAACUUUAACUUGAGUAUGGGACUGGAAACAGGAACUUUUGACAUUGAUUCUGCAUGGGACUUUUGCAAAUGACUUAACCUCUCUCUCUCUCUCUCUCUCUCAAAAGUGCAAGAUCCACAUUGGU
This is a messenger RNA of Mauremys reevesii (Reeves's turtle), 4230 nucleotides long. It is a transcript of the gene NIPAL2, whose product is annotated as NIPA like domain containing 2. Gene Ontology annotation, cellular component: membrane. Gene Ontology annotation, biological process: magnesium ion transport. Gene Ontology annotation, molecular function: magnesium ion transmembrane transporter activity. The transcript is spliced from 11 exons. NCBI's taxonomy places the organism in Eukaryota, Metazoa, Chordata, Testudines, Geoemydidae. The coding region runs from base 539 to 1663 and encodes 374 amino acids. The record is from RefSeq and is a predicted model, not a curated record.